This is a messenger RNA of Acanthoscelides obtectus, 1948 nucleotides long. The record is from the annotation of a GenBank genome assembly. Lineage: Eukaryota; Metazoa; Arthropoda; Insecta; Coleoptera; Chrysomelidae.
UACACACAUAACACUGGGCGCAUUUAUGCUGGGGUCAUAAUAGUUCAUAUAUGCAUAACAUUAUAGGGAAAUGACCUAUGAUCAUUUCUGAAUAUAGACUUUCUACUUUACAAGCUUGUACUGAGAGUCAUCAAAUCUCAUUAUUAUCUUAUGUUUGGCCUAUAAUUUGUUUUGUUGUGGCUUGUGUGAGUUUUGAUUCAUCCUAACCCGUUUUUUCUCGACUGGCCCAAUUAAACCUCAAUUUUACAAAAAAAAAUGCAAAGUUCAUCGUUAAAAAGAUUUGUGAAAAGAAAACUAACUAAUAACCAACUGUUGAUUAUUGUAGACUAUGGAUGAACCUGUCGUUGUGAAAAAGGAAUUGAUAAAAACAGAAGCAGAGAUAUCUGAAAGGCUAGAAGAACAACAUGGGGGUCAAGAAACUGGUGUCCCACAAGAACAAGUUCAACAGGAAGAAGUUGUUGUAUUACAAAACCUACAGUUUGCUGAGGAAGAAACACCAGUGAUUUUAAACGAGUUUACUGCCUCUGAUUCUGAUGGAAAUUUAGAGAUUGCUACUUUGGAGGAGGAAGGCGAUGAAGUAGUCCAUGCAUAUAUUAUAGAAAAUGAAGAAUAUGAGGAUUUAGAAGGACAUGAAGUUAUUUACCAAACUGUGCAAGAAGAUGGCACUACUGUCCAAUACAUCAUUGCGGAGGAUGAUGAAGAAGGAGAGGAGACAGUGUAUACAGAGAUUGAACAGGAGGAUCAAACUGAAGAUGAUCAACAGAUGGAGUAUACAUAUGAGUAUGAGCAAGUUGAGAUUGAGGAUAAUUCAACCCCUGAAGAAGGACAUGAGGAAAUACUAGAACAGGAAGAAGUAGGACUUCUUGAUGAGGACGACAGCACUGCAGAUACAGUUCAGGAAGAAGAGGAGCUACUAGAAGAAAAACCUGAAGUGGUUGAGGUGAAACAGGAGGAUGUUUUCACUUGUGAAUUCUGCGGAAAAUGCCUCAAAACUGCAGUGGGUUUGAAGAGACAUAUAGCAACAAGCCACGAAGUAGAUCAAUUUAAAGAAGAAGAUGAUGAUCCUCUUUCAUUGCAACUUUGUGCAUGCUGUGGAGAACCAUCUGACACAGCUCACUCUGUCGGCGAUUUCAAAUGCAGUAUUUGCGAUAAGCUGUUUGUCCAACUGGUCUGUCUCAACCGUCAUUGUAGUAUCGAGCAUCCUACCGAUGGAAAAUAUCAAUGCGUUGAGUGCAAAAAGGUGUUUGCCGAGAAAGAGUUGUUGGCGCAACACAUGUUCCUCCAUCCUAUCAGGAUCUUCAAAUGUCCAUCCUGCAGUAGGGAGUUUAACAGGAGGUACGAUCUGGCCAGGCACAUCUGCCAGUCGUCUUGCAUGGGACCGAGGAAAACUUUUGAGUGCAGAGUUUGCAAUAGGGUGUAUACCCGCAAAGACAAUUUAGCUGAACAUUUGAGAGGUCAUGCUGGUCAGGCGAAACCGAAAAAACUGUCUAGGUGCUCGUACUGUGGCAAAGAAUUCUGCAGCAACAAUUUACUACAAAUCCAUGAAAGAACUCAUACAGGCGAGAGGCCGUUCCCAUGCGACAUGUGUCCGAAGCGGUUCCCAUCCAGCGGCGCGCUUGCGAAGCACCGUCGCAUGCACACCGGCGAGAAACCGUACGAGUGCAGCCAAUGCAAGAAGCGAUUCGCCGCCAAGGAGACAUUGAACAGACACGUGAAGACGCACACCGGCGAACGGCCGCACACGUGCCAGUUUUGUGGAAAGUCCUUCAUACAACCCAGCCAGCUGCGCGCGCAUAUCUUCCAUCACACCGGCGAGAACGGGUACACGUGCCAGCAUUGCGGUAGGGCGUUCAAUAGGAAGCUGAGGUUGACUACACACAUCAAGUAAAUCAGAAGAAUGCUUUUGACCAGGAUUAAGAACUUUUUUCGAGAAUCCCAAUAGAUGUCC